Messenger RNA from Eupeodes corollae, 1358 nucleotides. RefSeq lists its product as uncharacterized. The transcript has 3 exons. Lineage: Eukaryota; Metazoa; Arthropoda; Insecta; Diptera; Syrphidae. The record is from RefSeq and is a predicted model, not a curated record. The coding region runs from base 143 to 1273 and encodes 376 amino acids.
UAUCACCAUGAUCUGAUCCGGAUCAGAUCAUGAUAAUAAAACAGCUUUGAAUCAUCAUAUUUUUAUUAUUUCAAGUUUGGUAUCUGUGUGAAAUUCCUUCCUUCAAAGUGACAUUUCAAAAUAAAACAAACAAAAACCACAAAUGGAGGCUGCGGUAGUUGAUUUUUUAUUGGAAAGCGAUGAUAGCAGCACAUCAAGCAUUUCGAAUUUGUCCAGAUUCGAUACAAGCUCAGACUCAUCAUCUGAAAAUAUUCCAUCGAAUCACCAAAAAAUAGAAAAUUUUGUGGAUAUAAUUCGUAAUUAUUGCGAUGCGAAUUUUAAAAUCCACUUUCGACUUGAAAGAACAACAGUGAACGUUUUGAUAGAUCGGUAUAGCUUAUUACUACGCUGCGAUUCCACGCCAAAAAGAGGGCUGCCGAGAAUUUCAGCCGAAAAAGAAAUAUAUAUAUUUCUAUGGUAUAUUGCAAAUACCAACACUUUCCGCGAAAUAUCUAAUUUAUUUGGCAUAUCACGUUCAACCGCGUGGAAUGUAGUUAAAAAAGUUACAGUAUGGCUCAUAUCCAUCGGGCAUGAAUAUAUUAAAUGGCCAAGCAGAGAAGAAGUUGGGCAAAAUAUGGCAGCAAUGGAAGCCAAAACUAAAAUACCAGGCAUUUUGGGCUGUAUCGAUGGAUCGCACAUAAAAAUCAAGGCUCCCGUUUUAAAUAAAGAGAACUAUUUCAACAGAAAGCAUAGUUAUAGCAUCUUGCUUCAAGGUGUUGUUAAUGCUAAAAAAAAGUUUAUUAACGUUUUUUGUGGUGAACCGGGGAGCUUGCACGACAGUCGCCUUUUACGAAGAUCGGAAUUAUAUAGGGACGCGUGCGAAAGGACCGAAGAGCUUUUUCCUAUCAAUUCAUUUCUUCUCGGAGACUCUGCCUAUCCAUGUCUUGACUGGCUUGUUCUGCCCUUUAAAGACAAUGGAAAUAUGUCUGCUGCUCAACGUAAGUUCAACGAAAUACAUUCUUCUGGACGAAUCGUAGUUGAACAUUCUUUCGGUCUACUUAAAACUCGUUUUCGAAGAAUUCUUCAUUUUACGGAACAAACAAAUAUAAAUUCUGCUGUGAACUUAGUUCUCUGCGCUUGCAUCCUCCAUAACAUGUGUGUGGACAACAACGAUGAAUUAGAGGAAGGCCAUCAGAUUGAUUCUUUUCCAGAUCUUGAUGUUCAUUCUGGAACUUCAAAUAGUUCUAGGCGACAACUGUUAAUGGAAGUUUUAAUCAAUAGAAAUAUAAUUUAAAAUAUAAAAAUGAACUUGCGCUCUUCUUUAUUAAAAGAAACUUUGUUUUAUUAAAUUUAAAAUAAACAAAAAUUCAUUUAAAAAA